Messenger RNA from Papilio machaon (common yellow swallowtail), 2595 nucleotides. Its product is annotated as tripartite motif-containing protein 2-like. Gene Ontology annotation, molecular function: zinc ion binding; ubiquitin-protein transferase activity; protein binding. The transcript is spliced from 11 exons. The record is from RefSeq and is a predicted model, not a curated record. Gene Ontology annotation, cellular component: nucleoplasm; chromatin. Lineage: Eukaryota; Metazoa; Arthropoda; Insecta; Lepidoptera; Papilionidae. Gene Ontology annotation, biological process: positive regulation of DNA-templated transcription. The coding region runs from base 502 to 2595 and encodes 697 amino acids.
AAGGUUAAUGGUUGACAUAAAAAUAGUUUUGAUAAAUAUUUGGAAACAAAACCUUCCAAAUAUAGAAUAACUAAAAAUGAAACAUUAGUAUCGUGGUAUUUAGUGGGCUGAGAGUUAGAUUCGCUAGUUAUUAUGUCUUAAAAUUGGGGUUAAUUCAAUAAUAGUCGAUACUUCUUUGUCAUGAGCAUAGUUUUCCUAUAAUAUCGAUCGAUUACGAAAGAGAAUUUGCUUCAAAUUCUAAUGUUGGAUUGGCUUGGGAAUUACAUACUACAUUGAAGUGAACCAUAUCAAGAAGUACCUUACCUUGCGUAUAUAUUUGUUUUAAAUUAGUAGAAGGGCAGGCGUGAGUUAUUACAAAGAUGUGUUUGAUCUUACGAUUCUGCUCAAGUCUGCAAUAAUAUUUAUUGCUUAGAAUAAAGCUUUAAUUCGGUCAUAGACUAAUCUUAGAAAAUGAGAUAAAUUGUAUGUGUGUAGCAGCAGCCAGUAUUGGAAUUCACGUCCAUGUAUUGUUGCUCGUUUCUCUCACGACUGGGCGUCGGGAUGGCGAGCAUGAGUUCGACGCUCGUCGAGACGGUCUCCAUCAACUACGAAGACUUUAAUGAGAGCUUCCUCACAUGCGGCACAUGUCUAUGCACUUAUGAUGGAGGCGAGCAUACUCCAAAGCUUUUGCCGUGUUCACACACAGUCUGCCUGCAUUGCCUUACUCGAAUAGCUGCAUCGCAAACCAGAGACGCGGGUAGUUUCCGAUGUCCCAUAUGCCGCGAGUUGAUCACAAUACCGCGCGGGGGCGUCCCGGCAUUACCGCCUUCGUUCCUCGUUAACCAGUUGUUAGAUUUGAUGGCGAGACAAAGAAGAGAAGUGAUACCCCAGUGUAGUUCUCAUCCGGGAAGAGAGUUGUUGUUUUGUGAGACUUGCGACUGCGUUUUCUGUCGGCACUGUGCCGACGGACCUCACAGCGACACGCCCUGUGAUCAUACCGUAGUGCCAUUUUCGAUUGCCUUAAAGAGAAUGUCUGAGAUAUUGUUGUAUAGAGCCAAUGAGUGUCUUAGUAAGCUGGGCUCCGCUAGGGACGCGGUAGCCAGUGAGUUGAGAAGACUAGAGGCGGCGGCCACAGCUGCUGAGGAGGCCAUUGAUAGGCAUUUCACAGAGCUCAAGGCCGCUUUAGACAAGCGGCACAGUGAACUGAAGUCGGCCGCAGCCGCAGCGGCCACACAUAAAAGAAAGCUGCUUGAAGAACAAUUGAAGUUGAUUGAUGCUGAAAAAACUAAAGUGGAAGCAGAAUGUUCAGGUUUACAGCAGCAAGUGGAAGUGCGCGAGGUGAGCAGUCGGGCGGCUGCGCUGGGCGCGCGGCUAGGCGACGCGGCUGCACUAGCCGAGCCCAGAGAGAACGCAUUCCUAGCUGUUGACUUCGCGCACAAUGACGCCCAGCAACGGUUCGUCGAAGCCCUAGCCGAGCUGGGUCGGGUGCGGACCAGUACCACCUUCCCCGGCUUGUGUACAUUGCAAUUAGAGUCAGUGUGCGUGUGCGGUCUGGAGGUGGCGGUGGUGUUGCGCACAGUGGACUACCACGGAGAGCCGCGCAGCACGGGCGGAGACCCCGUCAGCGCCGCCGCCACGUUAGACGACGCGCCUCUACCCUGCGCCGUCACAGACCUCGAUACUGGAUUAUACAGGAUCACGAUGCGGCCGUGGAGCGCGGGCGCGAUCAGCGUGCGCGUGCUGGUGUUCUCGCGUGCAGUGCGCGACUCCCCGCUGCGCGCGAGCGUGCUGGGGGCCGCCGCGCCGCUGCUCGUGUGGGGAACACGCGGCACCGGCAAGGACCAGCUCAGUCAGCCCGUCGCCGUCGCCAGGUGUCCGAAGCGUCGUGAAAUAUAUGUACUAGACGCGGGCAACUCCCGAGUGAAGGUGUUGGACGAUGAAACGUUCGCUUUCAAAACUCACAUAGUUAACGAAGGUCUGUCGGGGCGCAGCUGCACUGGUAUCGCGGUGACGGCGGAGGGAGUGGUCGCCGUCAACUGGAGGACUAGGACCUUGACUGAGGUGAGUGUGGACGGGUGUACAGUGCGCACGGUGAGAUCAGAGCGGCUGGUGGAGCCGGUGGCUGUGGCUGCAGAUGUUGCCUCACGCCGCCUCGCUGUGGCAGACAACGGCGCACGCGCAGUCUUCAUAUUUGACGCACAUGGCAACAUCGAAAGAGAGAUCGGUAGCGGCGAGCUGGGUCUGGUGGGCGGGCUGGCGCUGUCUGGUGACAUGGUCAUCAUCGCGGAUGUGGCAGUACGGAUCUAUGACCUGCAGGGUAACCUGCGCAAUACCAUCGCACCCGUACCCAAAGGCAGGGGAGGGUACGGGGGCGUGGCGCUGGAGCGGAGCGAGGUGGAGGGUGCGGGGGAGGGGGAGUGUGUGAUAGUGUGCACGCGGGCGGUGCGGGGGCGGCCGGCGCUGGUGGCGCUGGAGGCGGGCGGGCGGGUGCUGGCCGCGUGCGAGCUGGCGGAGCGCAGACCGCGGCGGGUGGCGGGCCUGGCGCUGUUGCCGCGGCGCCGCGCGCUGCUGGCCGACCUCGCCGGGGACUGUCUGCGUCUGCACUCCUACUGGUGA